Polistes canadensis is the source of this 1796-nucleotide messenger RNA. Its product is annotated as facilitated trehalose transporter Tret1-2 homolog. Gene Ontology annotation, cellular component: membrane. Gene Ontology annotation, molecular function: sugar transmembrane transporter activity. NCBI's taxonomy places the organism in Eukaryota, Metazoa, Arthropoda, Insecta, Hymenoptera, Vespidae. The record is from RefSeq and is a predicted model, not a curated record. Bases 1 to 1677 code for a protein of 558 amino acids. Gene Ontology annotation, biological process: carbohydrate transport; transmembrane transport. The transcript is spliced from 6 exons.
AUGGCCCCCACCCAUCAGCAGGAAGAAAUAGAGGGGCGGUCAUAUAAAGAGUAUGCAUACAGCCCUGUACCAGUGAGUUCCUCUUCGGCAGUGUACGAACCAACCACCAACACUACUACAGAUACAAUAAUAACAACAAUAACAACCCUUGAUAAAGAAACAUUCGUUGAAAAUAAUCAAAAUAAAGCAGACGAGUGCAAAUUAUCAGCCACUUUUGGAAAGGUUAAGGGCAAGUGCAGUGCUGCCGAAGAAAUGGCUGAGAAAGGAUCUACUUUAUUGCAAUACGUUGCAGCUGCUGCAGCGAAUUUAAGCAUAAUGGCGACAGGUGCAAUGUUAGGCUGGACCAGUCCAAUAUUGGGAAGACUGAAAAAAGGAGAAAAUACACCUUUGGAUCGUCCAAUUACGGAAAACGAAGGAUCAUGGGUAGGAUCUUUAGUAGCUCUUGGUGCUGCAGUUGGAAGUUUCUUAGCAGGAUAUUCUGCUGAAAGAUUUGGCCGAAAGUACAGUCUAUUAUUUUGCAUUGUACCUUUUACCAUUGGUUGGGUACUGAUAGCUACAGCAACCACUGUUGUUCAAUUGUACAUAGCUCGAUUUAUAUUUGGUAUUGCCUUGUCCUUCGCAUUUACGGUCGUGCCUAUGUACGUGGGAGAGAUCGCAGAGACGUCAAUUAGAGGAGCAUUAGGAUCUUUUCUACAAUUGUUCAUCACUUUUGGAUUGUUUUAUUCAUACGUAAUUGGUCCAUUCGUAUCUUACGUGGUAUUCUGGAUCCUAUGUGCCUGUUUACCAGUAAUAUUUUUCGUUGUCUUCAUGCUGAUGCCAGAAUCACCUUAUUAUUUGAUAUCAAAAGGUAAAAAGGAAGAAGCUAUUGCCGCAUUGGUCAGAUUACGAAGCACGAGUGAAUCUGCAGUACAAAGUGUGGCAAACGAUAUGCAGGCUGCCUAUGAAGAAUCGAUACAAACGCAGACGAAAUUUUCCGAUCUUUUUACCGUAAAAGCAAAUUUGAAAGCACUUAUAUUCACGGUAUUAUUGGCCUCCUUUCAACAAUUGACCGGUAUAAACGUUGUCCUAUUUUACAUGGGUGACAUAUUUGCUGCCGCUAAAAGUUCAUUGGAUCCAGAUAUUGCUACGAUUAUUGUCGGUGCUGUACAAAUUGCUGCAUCAUUUGUCACCCCGUUCAUCGUUGACAGACUUGGAAGAAAAUUACUUCUGAUAACUUCCGGUAUCGGUGAAAUAGUUACUUUGGGUGCGUUGGGUCUUUACUUUUAUCUACAAAAAUACGAAGACGAAGAAAUGGUAGAUUCGAUAGCAAUGCUACCCGUUAUAUCAUUGGUAAUAUUCAUAACAACUUAUUGCAUCGGUUGGGGACCAUUACCGUGGGCAGUUAUGGGUGAGAUGUUUGCGCCGGAUGUUAAAUCCAAAGCUUCCGGUAUAACCGUAUCUAUGUGUUGGUUAUUGGCAUUUUUCAUAACGAAAUUUGCAAGUGACAUUACCGAAGCAUUUGGAAAUCACACGACUUAUUGGAUGUUCGGUGCGUUUUGUUUAUUGAGUGUCCUAUUCACGAUAUUCCUAUUACCUGAAACCAAAGGUAAAUCUUUGGAAGAAAUUCAGGAUGAAUUGAGCGGCAUCAAACCUAUCAAACCCGAAUUCACCAAUUACGAAUUGCCGAGCAAACAAUGAAAUGAUCGAUCGAUCGAUCGAUCGAGGGUCCACAGUUGAUUAGUUUUUAUCAAGGACGUUCACUAUCCUUUGAAAAACUUUUACGGGUCCAUUUAAAGCACAAAUAAAUACAAACAAAA